AUUUGGAAAACCUCAAAUUAAAACAAAUGCAGACAGAUAUAAUGCAAGUAACAAUUAUGAAGGUAUUAACGAAUGGAUUACUCAAAUUCUUGACCCGUUUCUCAGGACGAAGACGAAUACAAGUGAAGCAUAAAAAUGAGAUGAAAAAUCAACGAAGCCAUAACGUCAAUCUCAAAGUGCCCAGCUGUCGAUUUUAUAAUCGUCUCUACACAAUGCCAAUAGUUUUAAUGUUAUUUUUUAGUGCAGCAUGUGAUGUUACAGAAGCUUGUAGAAGUCGCACAAUUUAUAAGCCACGCACAACACCAACACCCAGUCCAAGACCAAAUAUUACAUUCCACACUUACAAAUGUCCCGAAGCAUAUGCAACAUGGUACUGUCUUAACGGUGCUACAUGCUUUGCUGUAAAAUUGGGGAUGGAGGUUCUCUAUAAUUGCGAAUGCAAAGAUGGAUAUAUUGGACCAAGAUGUGACUACAAGAACCUUGACAACUCAUAUUUAUCAACAAGAUCUCGUGUAAUGUUAGAAACAGCUAGUAUUGCUGGAGGAGCAGUUGCUGCCUUAUUACUAGCAUGUAUUGUGGGUUUCUUUGUCUACCUCAAAAAAAAUGCCAUAAAGCAGUGCGAAUUUGAAGUUGAAAGUCAAAAGAUAAAUCAUCAUCAUGACAUAAUUAAGCUUCAUCGGUGUCAGAGUGGAUGUCAAAUUUCAGAUCAAUUUACUAUUGUCAUAAAAUACCACAAUGGAUGACAGAAUGAAGUUUUUGAUUUCAAAGAUUGAAGAUUGUUCUGAUGGAAAUGAAUCCAGAUCUCAUGAAUGAAAUUUGAAGUCUGGCUAAUGAAGCGUCGUUAUAGGCACGAAUGACACAAAGGAAGAGUAAAAGACUUGAUGGAAAAUCUUAUUUUAUUGCUGUGAUAUUAGAAUACCCAA
Messenger RNA from Chironomus riparius, 923 nucleotides. NCBI's taxonomy places the organism in Eukaryota, Metazoa, Arthropoda, Insecta, Diptera, Chironomidae. The record is from the annotation of a GenBank genome assembly.